AUGUGGAAAUCCGUCAUCUCAAUCAGCCAACAAGCCACUCGAGCAACCCGCUCCCAAUUCUCAACAACCAUCCCAGCCCUCACUACCCCAACAGCAUCAAAAGCGUCUUUCAGCACAACCCUCGGUACCCAAAAGUCACGAUACGAAGGACUCCAGGAUCGUGAAGCACUGGACCCCCAGCGCUCAGAAACCACCAAGUCAGGCACAGACGGCGAAGUCGCCGAGCAUCCAGCCGCAUUCGAUCCGUCCAACACAGCACCAGAGAGUGAACUUGCAGCUACAGCAGAAGAGAGCAAGAAGGAUGGAAAGCCAGACAGCCCCUUAGAUAUGAGCCCGGCAAAUAAGGAUGUCAGUGCUUGGAGAGGCCCGACUGAGGGUGGUCCGGCACGCAACCGAGACCGCGAGGCUUCUAGUGCCCGGGGAUCGCCCAGCAAGAACCGGAGCAUUCACGUCAAGGAGGAUGGGACUCAUGUUUCUCACAAGAACUGA
Molecule: messenger RNA, 489 nt
Organism: Penicillium nucicola
Lineage: Eukaryota; Fungi; Ascomycota; Eurotiomycetes; Eurotiales; Aspergillaceae
Exons: 1
Coding region: 1-489 (162 amino acids)
Source: RefSeq, a predicted model, not a curated record